This is a messenger RNA of Rhodotorula toruloides NP11, 1218 nucleotides long. RefSeq lists its product as uncharacterized. The record is from RefSeq and is a predicted model, not a curated record. The coding region runs from base 1 to 1218 and encodes 405 amino acids. The transcript is spliced from 2 exons. Lineage: Eukaryota; Fungi; Basidiomycota; Microbotryomycetes; Sporidiobolales; Sporidiobolaceae.
AUGCUUUUGACCGCCCCGCUGACCGCGUUGCCCUGCCGCGCAGGCCGUGUGUUGAGCGAGCCGAAGAUGUUGGACUACAGCGACCACGAGUCGGAGGAGGAGGGCUGCUACGUCUUCUGGGAGACCAAAUCCAUCCUCGCCAGCACUGCGUCUGCCCCAGCUCAACCAGGGAGCUCGUCGCCUCGUCCACGCGCUUCUCAGCGCAGCGGCGCCCCGUCUCCCUCGCUCGGCGUCACAUCGAACGGCACGCCUGAGCCCAAACGCACGACCACCCUUGCAUCUCUCCCGAGUCCGUCCGGCUCGACUAGCGGAACGACGGAGCGGCCAGCACGGUUGCGGAAGCGGCGGAAGGCGCUCGACAGGCGGAAGGGCGGGACCGACAGCUCGAGUCAGCCGCUCGAUGCGAGGACGCUGCAGAUGGUCAGCCAGCUGGCGAUGAAGGUCAAUGCGCGAGCGGCGGGCUUGUCGAGUCCUGCCGUACCGCGGCAGGCGGUCAAGGCGAGCGAGGGACUCGACUCGCUGGCGAGUCCGAAGGGCAAGGGCAAAGCGCGGGAGGUGCUGCCUGUCAAGAGAGAACCGCUCCGACCUUCGCCCAAUACGAACGCUCUUACCGGAACAACGUCCCCGCUUCGCCGUACACCCGCACGGGCGUCUCGCUCGGUCCAGGGCACGCUCGGAAUGUCGGCGAGCAAGGUAUCGGCGACCAAAUCCUCGCCUCGACGAACGGCAAAGCCCUUGCCAACCGUUGCGAUCCAACAUCAAUCGCCUGCCGUCGUUCCUGCCCAGCAGGACUCGCUCACGAACGAUGCAGACGACGAAGAGUCGUUCUUCGACGACCUCGACGAUACCUUCGAGCUUGCCCUCUCGCAACUCGACGAGACGGCCGUUGCGCCUACUCCGCCCUCUUCUCUCGGCGCAUCAUCCCGCAAGCCGGCCCUUCCUAUACUCGCUCCGACGCUCGCUUCUAAGCCAGAUUCUUCUCGCCUCGCCCCUCCACCAGCACGUCCCAUCGCCCGCCCCGCUCCGCCCCCUCGCAACGCCUCCGAUUCCUCCUCCACUUCCUCCUCCAAGAUCGUCCUCCGCACCUCGCGCACCUUCACACGCACGAUGUCAGCCGAAGCGCAGCGCGAAAUGGAGGAAUUGGCGAAGCGCGAGUUGGAGGCAAUUGCGGAUGCGUUCGGCGCGGAUGGGAGUGGGUGGAGUGACGAGGACUUCUGA